UUCUGGCUCAGCUGCACCCGGCGCGGUGACUACCGGGAGCAAUUCCGCAGUGGUUGCCGGGAUCGCGAUGAUGUGGCCCCCCCGUCCCCCUCCCUGUCCCGGGAUGUCGGAAGAAACCCGACAGAGCAAAUUGGCUGCGGCCAAGAAAAAGUUGAGAGAAUAUCAGCAGAGGAACAGCCCUGGUGUUCCUGCAGGAGCGAAGAAGAAAAGAAAGAUUAAAAAUGGCAGUAGCCCUGAGACAGCCACUUCUGAUGGUUGUCACUCUCCUGAGGAUAUUCAGGACAUUCUGAAGGUGCUGGUGUCCGACCUUAACCGCUCCAAUGGGGUAGCGCUCCCCCCAUUGGACAAGUGGAAGGUGCCCAAAGACCGUGCUGCGCCUGCUGCACCAGCUGUUGAUGACACCGUGUCACCUGGCGGUGUCCCUUCCCCCUGUGCUAGUCCCCCCCGUGUCACUAGCAUGGCAUCAACUCAGAACCAUACUGCAGAAAACGAUUCUUUUCUCAUGGAAGAAAGCAAAUGUCUGUCAUCCACCGAGAGCCUGCGACAGCUUUCUCAGCAGCUCAACGGUCUUGUGUCUGAGUCUUCAUCCUACAUCAAUGGGGAGGGCCUGGCAUCUUCUGCUAGCAUAAAAGAUCUGGAGAGCCGGUAUCAAGAGCUAUCACUAGCCCUGGACUCCAGCAAUCUAACAAACAAACAACUCAGUAGCAAGAUAGAGGAAUUGAAACAGCAGCACCAGGAAGCUUUGGAUCAACUGGAAAAAGAGAAGAAGGAGUUUGAGCAGAAGCUUCUGAAGGAACAGGGGUCUCUGAGGGAACAGCUGCAGGUUCACAUCCAGACCAUAGGGAUUCUGGUGUCUGAGAAGACCGAUUUGCAUACAGCCUUGGUGCAUACACAGCAGGCGGUCAGGCAGAAAGCAGGGGAGUCUGAAGAUCUUGCCAGUCGCCUGCAGUCUUCCCGCCAGCGCAUAGGCGAGCUGGAGCGCACGCUGUCUGCUGUCUCUACCCAGCAGAAACAGGUGGACAAGAACAACAAGGACUUGACCAAAGAGCGAGACGCCCUCAAACUGGAAUUAUACCAGAACAACAAAGACAACGAGGACCUGAAGGAGCAGAACUCGGAACUGCAGGAGAGGCUGCGGGUCUGCAUGGAAGAGAAGGCAGCCCUGCAGCUCGGGGUGGGGGACCUGGAGAAGAAGCUGGAGAUGUCGGAGCUCCUGCUGCAGCAGUUUUCUAGUGGGUCUCAACCCGCCGACAGCAACCAGCAGUUACAGCAGGCCCUGGAAGAGCAGGCCCGGCUGGAGGCACGUAUGGAGCAGCUGAAAGACACCCUCAAGCAUAUGCAGCUGGAGAGAGACAAGUAUGCAGAGAAUCUGAAAGAGGACAAUGCCUUUUGGCAGGAGAGGAUGAAGCAGAUGUCUGAAAAGAUGAACCAGUUAAAGGAGGAGAAGGAGCAGAGCGUGAGUCAGGUGCAGGAGCUGGAGGCCAGCGUGGCCGAACUGAAGAAGCAGCUAGCCACCCCCCCUGCCCAGGAGCCCCCAGCAGGGCCCUCGGAGGUGGAAGAGCGACUGCAGGCGGAGGCUGACCGACUACAGAAGGAGCUGGAGAGCCUGGCAGGGCAGCUGCGGGCUCAGGUGCAGGACAACGAAGGUCUGAGCCGCCUCAACUGGGAGCAGGAGCAGCGGCUGCUGGAGCUGGAGCGGGCCGCCGAGUGCUGGGGGGAGCAGGCCGAGGAGCGCAAGCAGAUUCUGGAAACCAUGCAGAAUGACCGGACCACCAUCAGCCGCGCGCUGUCCCAGAACCGCGAGCUCAAGGAGCAGCUGGCCGAGCUGCAGAACGGCUUCGUCAGGAUGAGCAACGAGAAUAUGGAGAUUACGAGCGCGCUACAGUCGGAGCAGCACGUGAAGAAGGAGCUGGCCAAGAAGGUGGGCCAGCUGCAGGAGAAGCUGGCCGAGCUGAAGGAGACGGUGGAGCUGAAGAGCCAGGAGGCCGAGAGCCUGCAGCAGCAGCGGGACCAGUUCGCGAGCCACCUGCAGCAGUAUGUGGCCGCCUUCCAGCAGAUGGCCUCCGACAAGGAGGUGCUGCAAAAGCAGGUGCUGCUGCAGACGCAGCUCCUGGACCGGCUGCAGCACGAGCAAGUUCAGGGCAAGGCGGAGGCCGAGAUAGCCCGCCAGGAGUUACAGGAGACCCAGGGACGCCUGGAAGCUGCCACCCAGCAGAACCAGCAGCUCCAGGCCCAGCUGGGCUUUGGGGCUGUGCCUGAGGAAGGAGACAGACUGGACAGUGAGGAGGAGGAAGGGAAGGCAGCCCCGCCGAGGCUGAGCAUGCCCGAGGACCUAGAUAGCCGCGAGGCCAUGGUGGCAUUUUGUAACUCGGCCUUAGCCAGUGCCGAGGAGGAGCAGGCGCGCCUGCGCAGGCAGCUGAAGGAACAGAGGCUGCGCUGCCAGCACCUGGCUCGACUGGCGGCCCCUGGGCCCCUGGAGGACAGCGUACCUGGGGAGACCCACCAGGCCCUCCAGGCGGCCAUGGACAAGCUGCAGAGCCGCUUCCUGGAGCUCAUGCAGGAGAAAGUGGACCUGAAGGAGCGGGUGGAGGACCUGGAGCAUCGCUGCAUCCAGCUUUCUGGAGAGACAGACACGAUUGGGGAAUACAUUACCCUUUACCAGAAUCAGAGGGCCGUGCUAAAGGAGCGGCACCGGGAGAAAGAGGAGUACAUUAGCCGACUGGCUCAGGACAAAGAGGAAAUGAAGGUCAAGCUGCUAGAGCUGCAGGAGCUGGUGCUGCGCCUGGUGGACGAGCGAAAUGAAUGGCAGGGCAGGUUCCUGGCUAGCGCCCAGAACCCUGCUGGGGAACCCACUACAGCACCCCCAGCCCAAGAGCUUGGCACUGCCAAUAGCCAGGGUGAUGAUCUCCGUGAAGUGAGCCUGGCUGACAACGACAGUGUGGAGCCUCCCCAGGGCGAGGCCCUGCCACGCCACACUGGCGCCGAGAACCCCACCGCGCAGCAGAUCAUGAAGCUGCUGUGCGAGAUCCAGAACCCCCGAGAACGCCCGGGCUUGGGCAGCAACCCGUGCAUCCCCUUCUUCUACCGGGCUGACGACAACGACGAGGUGAAGAUCACAGUGGUCUGAGGAGCCGACACUGGCACACAGAGCCUAGAGAUGUGGGGCUGGGGCUCUGCCCCCACCCUGUCCCCACCCCCCUUCAUUCCUUCCCAGUCCCCUUUUAUCCUUCGACUACCAAGACAAGACCCCUGAGAGGGGUGUGGUGAGCCCCCUAGCGGGGGAGACAUACACAUGCAGACCCCUUGCCGCCUUGGCAACGCUGUAUCUUUAUCUCUGGGCUGUUCAGGGUUCCAGAAAAACAAAGAGCCAGAGGCUCAGUGAAUCUAGUUUAUUUAGGAAGCUGCCUUUCUCGGGGAGCAGGGGCUUCCUGGCGGCCUCCUCACCCCCAUCAAGUAGUCCUUCAUUUUGAGGGGCUUGUGCAUCCUCUAUUCAGAGGCACUUUGGGGCACAAGUGCCCCCCACUGUCCAGCCAGAUGACUGGGCAGCACUCUCCCAGGCCUCGGGGUGUCAGGGCUGAGGCCAAGCAAAGGCAUAAGCAUAAGCUGGUGGCGGGGUGGGCUCCCUCCCCAGUGUACAUACUUAUCUGUGUAACAUUUUGUAUAUUCUGGGGAUAGGGCAGCUCCUGUAUCAUAGCAGAGGUUGGAACUGGCAAAUGGGGAGAAAAUUCUAUUAAAUAUUUGAAUAUAGGGAAACUUAUUUAUUGAUAGCAUAGGGCAGAGAGGACGGGAACGGGGCCGGGGUCCUGCAGGGGUAAUUCGACUCCUGUUUUGCUUUUUAUUUCGGAAUAAAUGGAUUUAGCCAUA
Molecule: messenger RNA, 3864 nt
Organism: Suricata suricatta (meerkat)
Lineage: Eukaryota; Metazoa; Chordata; Mammalia; Carnivora; Herpestidae
Gene: GOLGA2
Product: golgin A2
Exons: 27
Coding region: 68-3127 (1019 amino acids)
Biological process (GO): Golgi organization; spindle assembly
Cellular component (GO): cis-Golgi network; Golgi cis cisterna; Golgi apparatus
Molecular function (GO): protein binding
Source: RefSeq, a predicted model, not a curated record